AUGGAUCUCGACGAACGCGACGUACGCAUGCGCGCUGGCAACGACUAUGAUGAAGACGAAGAAGAGGAGCCUGUUCGACGUAAGCACAUGGACGACAGUGAUGAUGAAGAGGAAGACGAAGAAGAGGAAGAGGAAGAAUUGGAACGAGACCCGCGAAAAGCAAAACGGCGGCGAAGAGAGCAAGUUGUAAACCCUUAUAUCGAUGUACAAGCACUUGUGGAUGAUGAUGAUGCCGACGACGAUGAGGAAGACGAGGCAGAGGCAGGCGCGUCUUUCUUGGGCCAACGGCGGCACUACCAACAACAAGACGAUGAAGAGGAUGAUCAAGACGCAGAACGGAGCGUCGCACGGGCGCGAAGGCUCGACCGAAAACGGUUUGAAGACAUGGAAAUCUCUGGAGAAGAGCUAGCAAAACGAUUGCGUGAAAAAUACGCACGAAACGAUCAAAUGGUCGAAGAACUGGCCUCUGUACCCCAGCGAAUGCUCAUGCCAAGCGUCAACGAUCCAAACCUGUGGCAAGUCAAAGUCAAGCCCGGACGCGAACGAGAUAUUGUGCUCAGCCUCUAUCGCAAGACGCUCGAUCUCGAACUCAAAGGCAACCCACUUCAAAUCAUCUCAGCAUUUGAACGUACAUCCAUUCCUGGGUACAUCUACGUCGAGUCGCGAAGUAAAGAGGCUGUCAUCUCUGCAUGUUCAAACCUCGUCGGUAUCUUUCGACGGGAUCCAAUCCUUGUCCCCAUUGGCGAAAUGGCACCCCUCCUCCAACUCAAGCAGAAAGAGUUUACUCUGCAACCUGGUGCAUGGGUCCGUCUCAAGCGCGGCAAGUACCAAGGUGAUCUCGCUCAAGUGAUGGACGUUACCGACACUGGCGAAGAGGCCGGAAUCCGAUUUUUACCUCGCAUCGACCUCACACCACGCGAGUUUGAAGGUGGGGAUGGAAGUGCAAAGCGCAAACGUGCUGUGGCUGCCACUGUUGGCAGACCGCCUGCUCGACCGUUCAACCCAGAAGAGGUUCUCAAAGUCUACGGCAAAAAGACGACUAUACGCCGUGGACCAAGUUGGAUUUUCAAUGGAGAUACGUACACGAAUGGAUUCCUCGAAAAGGACGUCCGCGUAUCUGCAUUGGUCACCGAAAACGUCCAGCCACGUCUAGAUGAACUGUCUGCGUUUUUGGGAGAUGGAAAGGAUGGAGAAAAGGCCGCUGGUGGGGAUGGUGCGCUCAACCUUGCAUCACUCGCUGCAGAAAUUCGACGACCUAUCAUGGUUGCGCUCCAGCCCGGCGACCAAGUCGAGGUCUACCAAGGCGAGCAGAUUGGUACACGGGGUAUCGUCGACUCUGUGCUGGGUGACAUUGUGACGAUUCGUGGUGAGGGACUCGAGUUGGAAGGCAAGAUGACGAUUGAGGUACCUGCGCGACAUGUUCGCAAGCGCUUUAGUCCUGGUGACCACGUCAAAGUCAUGGCGGGUGUCAAUACCGAUGAGACGGGUAUGGUUUUGUCUGUCAAUGGCGACUUGGUCACCUUUAUGUCGGACUUGACCGAGAGUGAGAUCACCGUCUUUUCAAAAGAUUUGCGAACCGCGGCAGAGGUUGGCUCGAGCUCCAAUGUCGUAGGCAACUAUGAACUUCACGAUCUCGUUCAGCUCGAUAUGCAGACAGUUGGUGUUAUUUAUCGGACGGAGCGCGACUCGUUCCGUGUGCUUGAUCAACAUGGGCAGACCCGACUCGUCCAGCCACACCAAAUCACGAUGCGCAAAGAUUCGAGGAGGGCAGUCUCGACCGACGCCGAAGGCAAUGAAUUGCGCGUGGGUGAUAAUGUCAAAGAAGUCGAUGGCGAGAACCGGCGUGGUGUGGUGCUACAUAUUCAUCAAGCGUUUUACGCCUUUUUGCAUAAUCGCGAGAUUCCCAAAGAUGGCGGAAUCUUUGUCACUCGAUGUCGUUCGCUCGCUCCUAUUGCACCAAAGGGCGCGCCGAAGCAGCCCGCAAUGGAUUUGACAAAGAUGAAUCCUGCUGUCGCCGGUGGAACUGGUGGCGCGCCGUCGAUGAGUAGAGGCCCUCGUGAUCGACUGAUUGGUGUGAACAUCAAGAUUAUCAAGGGUACGCAAAAGGGAUACCAGGGUAUCAUCAAGGACGUCAACGGUCAACAUUGUCGUGUCGAGCUCAGCACAAACAAUCGUAUCAUUACAAUCGAGAAGGACAAGCUCAGGCGAUUGGCGCCCAACGGUCAAUUGGAACCACUAGAGGGACCUGGAGGCUUUGCUCAUCCCGGGCAGAAGCGUGGAGGUCCUGGGGGUGGAUUCAACAGUGAUGGUUCAGCCACCAACUCGACAUUUGGACGGACACCGAAUCCAUAUAUGACCGACGGUGGACGAACACCUGGCUGGGGCGCAACAGGACGUACGCCAAACCCAUAUUCGGAUCGACGAACACCCGCAUGGUCCGCCAACGCGACUACGCCGAAUCCAUAUCUGGACAGCGGAAAGACACCCGCUUGGAAUGCGAGUUCGCGCACGCCAAACCCUUAUGCCGCCGGUGGAGAUGGUGGGCGGACACCGGGAUGGAACCCAGCUUCCGCACGCCCAACCCGUCCACAGAAGGGUGGAUGGGGUAGUGUUAGUGAUGGCGGUGGUGGCUGGGGUUCGUCCAACGAUAAUGAUGGGUGGAGCACGCCGCGUCAGACGGGCAAUAGUGGCUCAAAAGGUGGCUGGGGAACAGUCAAAGAGGAUUCAUGGGGUGCCGAUACAGCUCCGACACCGGCCGCCUCUGCGCCAACUCCCUACGUAUCUGCACCAACCCCAUUCUCUGCACCAACUCCCGCUGCAACGGCUCCGACGCCCUAUGUGAGCGCACCAACGCCUGCAGUAUAUGGGGAAACCCCAGGAGGAUACGGUAUCGCGCCUACGCCAGCCGGUUUCUCUGCACCCACUCCUGGCUAUACACCGAGUAACUUUACCGCACCUACGCCUCGCGGAAUCGGAGCCACACCUGCAAUGGCGCAAGAUUAUAUUCGCAUACCCCGUGAUGAUGCGCCUUUCAAUAUGGACAAUCGCCGAUGGCUGCUCGAGUUUAAACUCGAAGGAAUCCAAGCGCAGAUCCGCGAGGACGCCGACUAUGCAGACGAAAAAUAUGCUGGAAGGAUUGUCACGAUUUCCAAAGUGUGGGAGGAGAAAGAUUAUCUUCAAUCGACGGCGAACUGCUUCUUUGCAGACGGCGAAGAGCGCGGGACACCACUCGAAGACGUGCCCAUUGAAACGUUUGCGCCACACUACCCUCUCGGCGGACAUUAUCAGAAUCGCAAAGCUGUCCUGCUACAAAACCAUGUCGUACACGGGCGACGUGGGCCAGAGGUGGCUGGUGCGAAAAAGGAGAUUGUGCUGUUGCGGACGUAUGGUGAGCACGAAUGGCUAUGUGGACGCAUACAAGUGCCUGGUGCGGCGGAUAUCGAAGUAUCUGCGACAGGCUUGUGUCUCAUGGGAGAGUGA
Messenger RNA from Serendipita indica DSM 11827, 3480 nucleotides. NCBI's taxonomy places the organism in Eukaryota, Fungi, Basidiomycota, Agaricomycetes, Sebacinales, Serendipitaceae. The record is from the annotation of a GenBank genome assembly.